This is a messenger RNA of Ctenocephalides felis (cat flea), 654 nucleotides long. Its product is annotated as interferon-inducible double-stranded RNA-dependent protein kinase activator A homolog. The coding region runs from base 1 to 654 and encodes 217 amino acids. NCBI's taxonomy places the organism in Eukaryota, Metazoa, Arthropoda, Insecta, Siphonaptera, Pulicidae. The record is from RefSeq and is a predicted model, not a curated record. The transcript has a single exon.
AUGGCAGAAAAAUCACCAGUAAGUAGCUUGUAUGAAUUAUGUGCAAUUUGUUUAAUACGGCCUAAAUUUAACUUAGUCCACGAGAGUACGAAUACUAAAGAUCAAUUAUUUGUAUAUGAAACCACUUUGAAGUACAGAGAAAAUGAUGUAAGAGUUGUAGGAAGCAGCAAAAUAAAAAAAGUGGCUAAGGAAAAUGCAGCCAGAUCGGCGAUUAAAAAGCUUACUGAACUUUUAUCUGAACUCGAUCCACCAUCAAAGAACAUUGAAUUAGAAAACUUUGAAAAGUGUUUUGGUCAUGAUAUAAUUAUUAAGUUAAAAGAUCAUUGUAAAGUCCAAAAAUUACCUAUUCCCGAGUUUAUGAUAACUGACUAUCUGGGGCCACAUCAGGCAAAACAAUUUACAAUAAAGUGCUCUGUAGGAUCGUUUGAGCAAAGUGGAACAGCUGGUUCAAAGAAAAGGGCUAGACGACUAUCAGCAUACAAAAUGUUCGAAAAAUUAACAUCGGCGGCUAAUACUGAUAAUAAAACACUCAUUCCAGAGCAAAAAUCCCUCCUGGAAAACCUUGAUCCUGUUGGAAAAUCUGUCCACGAAAAAUCUAACAAUGACAUAGUCAUAAUGAAAGGAGCUGGCUUAGAAGUAGAGUGCUCUAAAUGA